UCACUGUUAUUUGUAGGAAUGAAAGACCUCAUCAUGACCCUAGAAACCCAGCUUGUAGAAUUUGCCUGGUGUAUCAAGGAAGCAAACCGAAUACCAUUUCUUAACAAAAAUAGAUCUUUUAAAGGAAAUUUUAGAUUGAAUACAGGGAGAGCCAUGAUCGAAAGACUUGGCUCUCAACAAGAGUUGAGCUUAAAAAAUUGGGAUUAUUGAGAUUUUGUUGUGUAGGCCUUAGAAAACAGGAUUUAGUCAAGUCCAACCCUGAAGCCAUGCAUUAAGCUUACUUAUUCAUUUUUCAUUUUAUUUUCCCCAUUUCCACAGUGUGGGUUCCAUGACAGGUACUGCCACUGAGGAAAGAUAUUUGUGAUAUGACCUUAUGAUUCGUCAAAAACAUGUCACCAUAUAUAUGUCUUUGUUUUUUAGUUCUGUGCUGCAGAGGUGGGAUCUGGUAACACUUCCUCAUUGAUGUUUGCAAUGCAGAUAAAGAGAAUCUGGUGAAAUAGAACCUGUCUUCGCCUCACACCAUUUAUGCUCUCUGUGAUGAGGAGUGUUGCCAACAUUCAGGUAUAAAUGGAGAGUGGUGCAAGCAGUGGCAAUGGGCGACAUCCUGAAGGCAUGAAGGAAUCCUGGUUUAGCCAAUUCCGGAACAGUCCAAACCCUUGGAUGGCUAGAUAUGUAUAUGGUUUGAUGUUCCUCAUUACUAAUCUACUAGCAUGGGCCGUUCGGGAUUAUGGCCGUGGUGCCCUGACAGAGAUGGAGAGACUACAAGGGUGCAAGGGUGUGCGAGAUUGUUUGGGAGCAGAAGGAGUUCUGCGCGUUAGCCUGGGAUGUUUUACUUUCUAUUUCAUAAUGUUUCUUUCAACAGCUGGUACAUCCAAGUUGCACAAGCCUAGAGAAUUGUGGCAUUCUGGUUGGUGGUCUGCAAAGAUUAUCUUGUGGGUUGCCUUAAUGAUGCUCCCCUUCUUGGUUCCUUCUGCUUUUAUUCAGCUCUAUGGGGAGAUUGCACAUUUCGGUGCCGGGGUCUUUCUCUUAAUUCAGCUAAUAAGCAUAAUCAGCUUCAUUAAAUGGCUGAAUGAUUGUUGUCACUCUGGCAAAUAUGCAGACAGAUGCCGUAUCCAUGUAAUGUUACUUGCAACUACUGCAUAUGUCAUAUGCAUAAUGGGGAUCAUCUUGAUGUACAUUUGGUACGUACCAGAGCCGUCUUGCCUCCUUAACAUUUUCUUCAUCACCUGGACACUAGUGCUCCUCCAGCUCAUGACUAGUGUCUCUCUCCACCCAAAGGUAGAUGAAAGUUUCUUGACUCCAGGGCUUAUGGGCCUGUAUGUUGUGUUCCUCUGCUGGUGUGCUAUUAGAAGUGAACCACCAGAGGACAGAUGCAACCAGAAGGUGGAAUCAGCGACCAAAGCAGAUUGGCUUACCAUCAUAAGCUUUAUUGUUGCGCUGCUUGCCAUGGUCAUUGCAACAUUUUCAACAGGCAUUGAUUCCAAAUGCUUUCAGUUCAGGAAGGAUGACACACAAGCCGAAGAUGAUGUUCCCUAUGGUUAUGGCUUCUUCCACUUUGUUUUUGCCACCGGAGCCAUGUAUUUUUCAAUGCUAUUGAUUGGUUGGAAUACUCAUCAUUCCAUAAGAAAGUGGACAAUUGAUGUUGGCUGGACGAGUACUUGGGUUAGAAUAGUGAACGAAUGGCUGGCAGCCUGUGUAUACCUAUGGAUGCUUGUGGCUCCGAUCAUAUGGAAAAGCAGACAAACAGGCGAAUCUACAUGACCAUUUCAAAAUAUCUUUAGUACCCAAUUCAUUCGAUAGUUCUUGUGGCAGUCCUCUUCCUCGAGCAGAUGGUGGAAGAAGAGGCCGCGUCUGCACACGCACAAGAAUUUUAGCAGCAGCAACUAGACCUUUGGUGACCUGAUUCAUUUCAUUUCUAAAUGAAACAAAAUAUAUAGUCCUCCAAGCCCAGCAUCAGUUAAACAAAAGAAAGAAAGAAAGUAUAUCCAGUUCUCUAAAUUUUCCAUUAAUUGCAGCAUACCAUCUGUAGAUAUAUUUACGAGCAUGGCAGGGCGAAGAUUUUGUGAUUUCAUAACCAUCAAUGGAAUAACAGUUUCUGGGUUGAACUAAUAUUCAAUUGUGCACUCUACCUGGUACGGCCAUUGAUGUUUCUUCAAGGUCCACUGCUUAGAUUUAAACGUUUGAUUCAUAAUUCAAAUGUGUGAUUUUGCCUCUUA
This is a messenger RNA of Vitis vinifera (wine grape), 2216 nucleotides long. RefSeq lists its product as uncharacterized. Lineage: Eukaryota; Viridiplantae; Streptophyta; Magnoliopsida; Vitales; Vitaceae. Bases 568 to 1761 code for a protein of 397 amino acids. The transcript is spliced from 13 exons. The record is from RefSeq and is a predicted model, not a curated record. Gene Ontology annotation, cellular component: membrane.